UGUAAGCUACACCGUUUGCUUCUUUGGACAGUUGAAACUAAAGCUAGAAUGGCUGUUUCGAUGGCAGUAUGGCUUUUAAUUUUAGUCGCUGUAGGCGCGAGCGCUGACAUGCCUCUUGAAGAAGUAUUUCUUCUUAAGCAUGUUAAAAUGAUCGAAAGCCCAUUAGCUGUUACGGUAGAUAAAGUGGUUAAAAUAUUCAAUGACCGCAGGCAUUGCAAUAGGCAAGAACACACAGAAAUCUGCAAAAAAUGUUUGAUUUCGAGGAGUAUCCAGAAUAUGUUGCUGAGUGAACGGGAAAAUCCUAUCCCAGAUCUUGAGAAUUAUAACGUCACGAAUGCUACGACAUCAAAUCAAGAUAUUAUUAAAAUUUCCGUGAUAAUGCUGAACAAUCUCCUUACUCUGGAAUCAUCUUGUACACAGAAGAACUGGAAAAAGAGAUUAGUUGGGAACUGUGAAAAUUAUUCGGACUGCUAUUUGGAGCUGAUGAAUGCAUUACCUAGACGUAUGGACACUGACGAAGAUAUUCUGUAUGAUAGUGAAGUUCUUCUGAAGAAAAUUAAGCCUAAUUAUAAACCGUAUAAUCAUACAGAGUUUUUCAGAGCAGAAGAUGUUCUAUCAGCACUAAAUGAGACGAAUGACGUAUAUCGAAACAUGGCUCGGGAACUUAUUGUGUUUUCGAUUAUUUCUGGAUACCUGUUUAAAGGUUUAUCAAUUCAAGUAAAGGACUCGGAGAAUGACUUUCUUGAUGACAUAUUUCUGCAUUAUGGUGAACACUGUGGGGACUAUAUACCACAAAGUGGUUUUCAAAAAUUAUUAACUGAUCUUCAAAUGCAACGACAAAAGGAGCACGUUGAUCAUGAAGAAUUAGAAAGUUCUUGUUUAACAGUUCUGGAAACAACUACUACUGUUGAAUUUGACAGUACUAUAGAUAGCGAACACCAGGAUAUGUUGGAAAUUAUGGGGAUACAUGUCACAAACAAAAAUGAAGAGACAGAAUUUAAGGGAACUGAAGCAAAGAAUGAGAAAACUGUACAUUCCAGACCACUGAAGCCUGGAGUAACUUCGCCAUAUUUAAUUGAAAAAAAUGAAACAAUAGCUACCAAACCAUCGCCUCAGUCAGAAAUGGAAACAACGAAUAUUUCAAUGUUACCUCUGAAAUCGAGUCAAAAAGAUUCUGAGAAAAAAACAGAAUUCAUAUUGCAAGGCACACUGAAAAAUGCAACCCUCGAAAGUUCAACAAUUCCUUCAUCGCUUACAGAUGAAGACGCUUCGCAGCCUCUACAAGUUAAUAAGGUACCAGAAAUAAACACGACUUUCUCAGAAACGGAGGAGAAACCUGUGCAGAGAAGAGCUCGACGCACGCCGAUACCUCAUCAAGGCUAUAAACCUAGGAGCUUAGCUAAUGAGUGCUUGACACCAUAUGCUUUGCUUAAACAAUUUUCGAUUUCUGCUGAUGACGCUAUAACACAGGAAGAGUUUAUAGAGAUUUGUCCUGCCUUAGUACAACAAGCAGUCAGUGGAGUAUGCAAGAUCAAAACGACGGAACUGGCUGAUUUUAAGACAGCUGAAGUGAGCGAUGCAUCAGUAAACGCUAGUUCCAUCGAGAGUGAUGUUACAAGCCCUUCAAAAUAUAGUAUUACAUAUGCUGUAGCUGCAGAUACGGUGAUAACAUUGUUAAGUUUUCUUGGAAUUAUCUUGAUACCAGUUAUGAAUAAAGGAGUUUAUAGUUACAUUAGUCAACUUUUUGUUGGACUCGCAUUUGGAACUAUGUUAGGAGACGUUACAAUUCACAUUAUACCCCAGUACUUAGGUGCACAUGCUCAUGAAGAAGCGAAAGAAUUUUCUUGGAGUCACGCAUUCCCUGAAACAUCUCUAUUACAAAUUACCUUUAUGUUUACAAUAUAUAGUUUUGUACUUUUCUCCAACACCUUUGCGAUGUUUACAAAGGAUAAAAGACAUGAAGAUGGCGGCCAUAGUCACUUGAGUCCAGAAAUUCCAAUGGAAACUUUCAAAGCAGAGUCAUCCAGUGACACCACUGUGAGAGUUGAUGAAAUUUUACCAAGUGAAGACGGAGAUUCUGAAAAGGACUCUGGUUUACUUUAUGGUUUUACACCAGGAGCUUUGAUUAUAACACUGGCAGAUACUUUACAUAACUUUGCUGAUGGAAUAGCAAUUGGUGUUUCAUUUACUGUAUCUCCAAAAGACGGCCUGUCCGCGGCCAUCGCAAUUUUCUUUCAUGAGCUCCCUCAUGAAAUAGGUAACGUCUUUUACCAACUGAUCUCAGUAAUUUAAUUUUU
Messenger RNA from Stegodyphus dumicola, 2297 nucleotides. Its product is annotated as metal cation symporter ZIP14-like. Gene Ontology annotation, cellular component: plasma membrane. The record is from RefSeq and is a predicted model, not a curated record. Lineage: Eukaryota; Metazoa; Arthropoda; Arachnida; Araneae; Eresidae. Gene Ontology annotation, biological process: zinc ion import across plasma membrane; intracellular monoatomic cation homeostasis. Gene Ontology annotation, molecular function: zinc ion transmembrane transporter activity; monoatomic cation:bicarbonate symporter activity.